AUUGUAUCAGCUAAAUCCUUCCUGUCAAAAUCAACGAAACGUGCUGCGUCCUUUAUCCUCUUCUCAUCCACGUUACCUGUUUUCUACCUCUCUUCUUGAUUCUCCUCCUCCUCCUCCAUCUAUGGCUCCUGUUUCUCUUGAUACCAUAAAUCCCAAGGUUUUGAAAUGCGAAUAUGCUGUCCGUGGUGAGAUUGUCACCCUUGCACAGGCGGUACAGGAAGAGUUGAAGUCUAAGCCAGGCUCUCGUCCCUUUGAUGAGAUACUUUACUGCAAUAUUGGAAAUCCUCAGUCUCUUGGUCAGCAGCCUAUUACCUUUUUCCGCGAGGUUCUUGCAUUAUGUGACCAUCCUUCCAUUCUGGACAAAAGUGAAACUCGGGGUUUGUUCAGUGCUGAUGCCAUAGAGAGAGCUCGGCAGAUUCUUAAUCAAAUUCCUGGAAGGGCCACUGGUGCUUAUAGUCACAGUCAGGGAAUCAAAGGACUGCGUGAUGCAAUUGCUGCUGGAAUUGAAGCUCGCGAUGGCUUUCCUGCUGAUCCAAAUGAUAUUUUCUUGACAGAUGGUGCAAGCCCAGCGGUCCACAUGAUGAUGCAGUUACUGAUACGAUCAGAGAAGGAUGGAAUACUUUGUCCCAUUCCUCAGUAUCCCUUGUACUCUGCUUCAAUUGCUCUCCAUGGUGGUACUCUGGUUCCCUACUAUCUUGAUGAAGCAACUGGAUGGGGCUUGGAAGUUUCUGAGCUGAAGAAGCAAUGGGCAGAUGCAAAGUCCAAGGGAAUUACUCCUAGGGCCUUGGUUGUGAUAAAUCCAGGCAACCCAACAGGGCAGGUUCUUGCAGAGAAUAAUCAGAAAGAGAUCGUGGACUUCUGCAAGAAAGAAGGUCUUGUUCUUCUUGCAGACGAGGUUUAUCAGGAAAAUGUUUAUGUUCCUGAAAAGAAGUUCCACUCAUUUAAGAAGGUUGCUCGUUCUAUGGGGUAUGGUGAAAAAGAUAUAUCUGUGGUAUCUUUUCAGUCUGUCUCUAAAGGUUACUAUGGAGAGUGUGGAAAGAGAGGAGGUUACAUGGAAGUCACUGGGUUUGGUCCUGAAAUAAGAGAGCAGAUAUACAAACUUGCAUCUGUGAAUCUAUGCUCCAACAUUUCUGGUCAAAUUCUUGCGAGUCUUGUCAUGAGCCCACCUAAGGUUGGAGAUGAAUCAUAUGAAUCAUACUCUGCAGAGAAAGAUGGAAUCCUCUCUUCUUUAAAGAGACGUGCAAAGACUCUGGAAGACGCAUUCAAUAAGCUAGACGGUGUAACAUGCAACAAAGCAGAAGGAGCAAUGUAUCUCUUCCCCUGCAUCCGCUUGCCUGAAAAGGCAAUUAAAGCUGCAGAAGCUGCAAAAACUACUCCGGAUAACUUUUACUGUCGCAGCCUACUCAAUGCCACAGGAAUUGUUUUUGUUCCUGGCUCUGGCUUUGGGCAGGUUCUGGGCACCUGGCAUUUUAGGUGCACCAUACUGCCUCAAGAAGAUAAGAUUCCAGCUGUUGUCUCCCGUCUCACGGAGUUUCACAAGAGUUUCAUGGAGGAGUUUCGCGAGUGAGGGAUGAAAAGUUACAAAAUAAGAUGUUGCCUUGAACUGUUUUCAGGGUUGACUAGUUCCCUUGAACUGUUUUUAGGGUUGACUAGUUUCACAAGAGUUUCAUGUUGCCUUGAACUCUUUUUGAAAGGAUAUAUAGGGUUUUUUUUUUGUUUUUUUAAUGGCAUGGACAGUUUCUUUUGCUUCGUUGUGAUCGAGAAAACGAAGUUGAGAAAUCUUCAUUAAGAACAAUUGGCCCUCAAUAAUGGAUCCUUGCAAGUUGCAGGUAAUAGAAGUCUCCAACUAUGGAUGGUCCCCAUGGACCUCCGCAUGGUUUGUGGCA
This is a messenger RNA of Populus nigra (black poplar), 1886 nucleotides long. Its product is annotated as alanine aminotransferase 1, mitochondrial-like. The transcript has 15 exons. The record is from RefSeq and is a predicted model, not a curated record. Gene Ontology annotation, biological process: biosynthetic process. The coding region runs from base 122 to 1567 and encodes 481 amino acids. Lineage: Eukaryota; Viridiplantae; Streptophyta; Magnoliopsida; Malpighiales; Salicaceae. Gene Ontology annotation, molecular function: pyridoxal phosphate binding; L-alanine:2-oxoglutarate transaminase activity.